ACCUCAAAGAAGAAGAAGCCGGCGUACGUUAUACCUGCUCCUUUCGCUGUUAGCUGAAAAUCCCGUUUGAGCAAAUCGAAAAAUAAAUUGACCGCAGGUUCAAGUCACUAAUGUAUUACUUAAGUGUAAUCGGCGCAUAUUGUAUUUAUUUUUAAAGAGGAGAGCUAACUUCUGUUGUAAUAGGCAUUACACAUACGUUAGCUAGCCUGCUAUUUGCUAAGUAAGCUAAUAGCUAGCAAGGUUCUCUAAGGUUUUGAAUCACAUGCGCGAGUAGCUCAACUAGUAAGUUGACGUUAGCGGUCAUUAAAAAAAAGCUAUCUAGCUCGCUAACUCACCCUAAUAUUAUAUUUUCAUCAUUUGGUUGCAGUGUAUAGUGUUUUUGAGAUAUUAGGAGUACACCGCAAACGUUGUCGUUUAUGGGAUAAUGUCAAUGAAGCAGGCCGGUGGUAAUCGCAAACCCGGCGGUGGUGCUGCCGCUGGGGCCGGACGACAGAAUUUGGGCAGGGGACGGCAUAGUGCCAAAGGUACUUCGGCAGCAGUUGUCUUCAACGGUGUAUAUGCAAACAUGAGGAUGGUCCAUGUCUUGACAUCAGUAGUGGGAUCCAAAUGCGAACUGAAGGUUAAAAAUGGAUUGGUUUAUGACGGAGUGUUUAAAACAUAUGGCCCAGAGUGUGACCUGGUCCUAGAUGCAGCCCACAGGAAGAUCCCUAAGCCCAGCGAGGGCCCGCGACAGGAAGACAUUGUGGAAAGCAUCAUCUUCAAGGCUUCUGACGUGGUGGUGGUGCACUUCAGAGACGUGGACCUCAAUUUUGCCAGUAAAAUCUCUACCGACACAGACAACUUCACGGAUACGGCGGUGAGCGGCAGAAUCAACGGGGAGCACAAGGAGAAGGACCUGGAGCCGUGGGAUGGAGGGGAGCAGCAGCAGCACGUUGUCUCAGGCAGCCUGGAGUCCCUGGACACAGACGUGUCUAAUGGAUGGGACCCGAAUGACAUGUUCAAGUACAACGAAGAGCAGUAUGGCAUCAUGUCGACCUACGACAGCAGCCUGUCUACCUACACUGUUGCCCUGGAGCGGGAUAACUCCGAGGAGUUCCUGAAGCGGGAGGCACGGGCAGCCCAGCUGGCGCAGGAGAUCGAGGCCAGUGCCACCUACAAGGCCCGCGUGGCCCUGGAGAACGACGAGCGCACCGAGGAGGAGAAGUACUCAGCUGUGGUGCGCGGAGAGCGGGAGCCACACACACUCAACAGAGAAAACAAGUACAUUCCCCCGGGCCAGAGGAACAGAGAGGGGAUGUCAUGGGGAGUGGGUCGUCAGAACUCCCCCAAGUUGGUCCAGAGCAGCAGCGGACCUCCGCGGCCAGGUCCCCAUGACUACAGCCCCAGCUCUGGAGCCGACCAGCGGGUUGUCAACGGAGGUACCGCCUCGUGGCCAUCUCCCUGCCCAUCUCCCUCCUUGCGUCCUCCUUUUUGCUACCAGUCAGGGCCCUCUCUCCCAACCAGGGUGGCCACACCCACCCGGCCUCCCUCCAGACCUCCCUCGCGGGCUUCCCGGCCCUCGUCUCACCCCUCCGCCCACGGCGCUCCAGCUCUCGUCUCCACUAUGCCCAAUAGACGCAUGUCCUCCGAAGGCCCUCCCAGAAUGUCACCGAAGACACAGCGCACCCCACGCACCCACAGAGUUCCCCCUGGGGGUAGAGUCCCUCCGGGAGUAGACUUCAUGCCCCACAAUGCUCCAGGAGAGGUGCCUGUGCCCCCGCCAACCCGCAGCAGCUCUUCCGGUGGCACCUGGUCUUCCGUGGUCAGCGGAGUACACAGGCCUCGCUCCCCUCGGCAGAACAGAAUGGGCGGGGCCUCCCCUGGCCCUUCCUCCCUCCCCUUGGCCCAGACUGGGACCACCCCCGUAGAACCUGCUACCACACAGUCAGCCUCAUCACCCACUGCUGCUAGCCCCGCCCGGGAUAUGGCCGCCACUCCCUCAGCAGAGGCAAAAGAGUCUCGGGUCCAGGAGACGAGACAGAACUCCCCUACGGCCAACAAGGAGAACAUGAAGCCUCUGGAGAGCCCCCCUAGUAUCAGCAGACCCCUCUCUAAAGGACCCCCCUCCAUGGCACCAGACCACAGAAAACAAAUAGACAACUUAAAGAAAUUUAGUGUCGAUUUUAGGUUGCAGUCCAGCUCUAACCCAGAUCCACAGUUUGAGCAGAUGAUGACCAAGCCUUCACCAGAUGCCGCGGGAGAAAAGCCCAAGGAGCUUCCUUUGGACAAGGGUUUGGAGGGGUCUGAGGAGGGCGCUGUGGCCCCCACCGGGAGCAGCAAGACAGGCAGCCCUGGAGCACCAUCCUCCUCUACCCUCUGUCCUGCCACGGAGCAGAAGAGGGGGCCUGACGUGACCUCACAGGGUGUCCAGACAUCUGCACCCACCUUCAGCGGAGGGGCCAAGCCUGAGGACAAAGAAGAAAAGGAGCCAGUCAAAGAUCAAAUCAUGACGUCGACUCUCAAUCCUAAUGCCCAUGAGUUCAAACCCAGGGUGUUCAAUACUCAGCCCAAGCCGGCCACCACUCCAACCCCCCCGCGACCCCAGGGCCAGCCCAGCCCCUCCAUCGUGGUGCAGCAGCCCCAACAAGUCUACAGCCAGACGGUCUGCUUCCCCCAGAUGUACCCUCUGACCCCAGUCAGCCCUGGAGUUCAGUCUCCAGCGAUGUACCAUGUCCAGAUGCCUCAUAUGACGGUGAGCCAGUCCAAGCCCUACAGACCAGGUAAAGUAGCCAACAUGCCCCAGCAGAGGUCAGACCAGCACCACCCCCAGGGCACACCCACCAUGAUGCACCCGGCCCAGGCCGCGGGGCAGCCCAUUGUGGCCCAAAGCCCCACCUAUUCAGCCCAGUACUUCACCUGCAGCCCACAGCAGUUUACCAGCCAGCAACUGAUGCAGCAGAUGCCCCACUACCAGUCACAGGCUCAGCAUGUGUUUAGCCCGGUGAUGCAGAGUCAGGCCAGGAUGAUGGCCCCUCCCAACCACGGCCAGCCCGGCCAGCUGGUCUCCUCCUCCACCACCCAGUAUGGCGAGCAGACUCACACCAUGUAUGUGUCACAAGGCCCCAUGCCGCAGCAGUACCAGCACCCCCAACCCUCGGUCACGCCCACAGGCCAGGCCCAGCAGGGCGGGCAGCAUGGGGGAAACCACCCGGCUCCCAGCCCCGUCCAACAGCACCAGGCUGCAGCCGCCCAGGCCCUGCACAUGGGCAACCAGCCCCAGCAGCAGAUGUACCAGGCCCUGGCCCCCACCCCGCCCUCCAUGACCCCGGGGACCAACCCCCAGUCCCCCCAGGGCAGCUUCCCCUCGGCCCAGCAGGCCGUCUACCUCCACCCCCAGCAGAUGCAGCACGGCUACAACCCCUCCCACAUGGCCCACAUGCAGCAGGCCCAUAUGCAGUCUGGGAUGGUUCCCUCCCACCCAGGCCACCCUCAGAUGAUGCUGAUGGCCACCCAGCAGCCAGGCGGCCACCAGCCCCAACUCCCCCAGAACGCCCUCAACCCCAUCCCGGUGUCCUCCACUACACACUUCUCUUACUUGGCACACCCCCAAGUGCAACAGCACCAUCAGUAGCAGCUGUGGAGGGUGCUACUGAGAACAUUGGACCCCCUAUCCAGCCCUCGCUCUCUUCAAGGGUCUUGACACAGAAGCCACACAGAUCUCUCGUCAUGCUACUACACAUAUGCUUUCCUCUCCCAGCCAUAAAGAAUGUUCAACAGGUUGGAGUUUGAUUAAUAACAGAACGGAUCCCGCGGUCUCCCCCCCACACACACACACCUUUUAAGAAACCUGCAGAGGGUCCCUAAUAAAACUUGAUUCAGCUUGCCAAUUAAGAAUUGCGAGAAAGAUAUAAUUAUCUGCACCUUGAUAUGAAAAUUAUUUUAACAGCUGCUGCAUUCAAGACUUCAGAACAGGUUUUAACCAAACUAAAACAAAUUAGAAUCUUCCUGUAAUUAAUAACAAGUUCGGCCUGAAGGACAAACAUUAUUUAUUAAUUAUGAUGGCUAAAGUGAUCCCACUUCUCACCUGACCAUUAUGUAACUUUUACUUUGUAGAUAAUAUAAAUAAUUUAAAACAUUUGGGGGGGGGAAUAAAAAAAAGUUUUAAAAA
Molecule: messenger RNA, 4147 nt
Organism: Salvelinus namaycush (lake trout)
Lineage: Eukaryota; Metazoa; Chordata; Actinopteri; Salmoniformes; Salmonidae
Product: ataxin-2-like
Exons: 24
Coding region: 425-3610 (1061 amino acids)
Biological process (GO): cytoplasmic stress granule assembly
Cellular component (GO): cytoplasmic stress granule
Molecular function (GO): RNA binding
Source: RefSeq, a predicted model, not a curated record